Molecule: messenger RNA, 4757 nt
Organism: Galleria mellonella (greater wax moth)
Lineage: Eukaryota; Metazoa; Arthropoda; Insecta; Lepidoptera; Pyralidae
Gene: atk
Product: protein artichoke
Exons: 4
Coding region: 275-4576 (1433 amino acids)
Molecular function (GO): protein binding
Source: RefSeq, a predicted model, not a curated record
AACCGAAAGUCUGGUGUUUACAUGCGAAAUAGACUUCGCAUCCCAGUCCGUGUUUAGCUACCAUAAGCCUCGCUUGUCCAAGGAUUGUUUUGAUAGUGCACUAAAUAAACGCAGCGAUAUAACGUGCAGUUUUUUACGACACCUACCGUUGCUUUUCUCCAGCGUCGUUCAAGUUUUACUUUAUCUAUGUUCAAAGUGGUUACAGUAUAUUGAAAAAGGUUUUUAAGACGAUAAAGGGUUGAUAUGCUACAAUGAACACUGAAGAAGCAAAGGAAUGGAUUCGAAUGGAAAAAAGACGAUCCUCUGGUACAUUAUCGUGACAAUUAGUGUUGCAUUUGGACAAUCCACGCCAUGUCCCGCUCCAGAGACAAUAUUGCCUUGUAUAUGCACGAAUCGUCAUGAAGAUAUACAAAUAUGGUGUACACACAGCGAUCUCCAGCAAGUUCAAAAAGGCAUUCAGAAAAUAGGGGAUUAUAUUAGAAAACCUAUUGAUGAAUUAAUCAUUGAAAAUAAUUAUCUUCCAUCUCUACCUGGAAAAAUAUUUCAAAAUGUAAAAAUACUACGACUGAUGUUACGCCAUAAUGGCGUUGAAAGAUUAUCUGCAGCAUGGUUAGAGUCCCAAGAGAUGAAUCUUUUAGAAGUAUUCAUUGUUGAAAAUGAUUUGAAAAAUCUUCCCCCAGAAAGUAUAAUGAAACUGCAAAAUCUACAAGCCAUCACAUUACAAUCUCAUAAUUUAAAAAGAAUUCCUACUCUGUCAAAUAUGCCGAAAUUAAGAUACAUAAAUUUCCAAUCGAGAUCUUUAAACGCUGUAAACGAACAUACUUUUGAAAAUUUACCAAGUUUAGAAAGGUUGUUUAUACAAGGAAGUCCAAAUUUAAGCAUACUAAAAGAAAAUGCUUUAUACAAUUUACCAAAAUUGCGGAGAUUGGAAAUAACAAAUUGUGGAAUUAAUCAGAUACAUAUGCGGGCUUUAUCACUGCUUCCAGUAUUAAAUGAAUUAUCAUUAAGUAACAACAAAAUAUCUGAUGCGACAAUGGUUGGAAGAGCUAUUAGAGACUUACCACUUCUAUCUUAUUUAAAUCUAAAUUACAAUGUUAUAGAUAAAUUGAAUGAAGGUGCCUUUGUUGAUCAACCUAUGCUGGAAAAUUUAUUAUUAUCGAACAAUAAUAUAAAUAUUAUACAUCAUGGAGCAUUUCAUAGAGUACCAAAAUUAAGAAUAGUGGAUCUAAAUUAUAAUAGAAUAAGCCAGAUACACCCUGAGUCGUUUUUACAACAAUCAGCCAGCGGUGUGGAAGAACUAAAUCUAAUCGGUAAUCAAAUCAUGCAUAUUUCCGAAUUUAGGGCUUUACUUGACGCUUUACCACGACUAAAGUUUUUGGACAUGAGUGAUAAUUUAUUACAGGAAAUCCCUCGAGGUGCUUUGAGAGGUCAUCCUAGUCUUGAGCGUUUACAUCUGAAUAAAAACAGUAUUAAAUACAUUCAAGCAGAUGCGUUUGUGGCGAUGCCUGCAUUAAGGGAGUUGCAUUUGAGUAAUAACUCUUUAAGUGAUAUGAAUGAAGGCCCAUUCUGGAAUCUCCCUGCUUUAAAAGGACUAGAUUUAUCUUUUAAUUAUUUUCAACGGUUACAGCCUAAAAUGUUAUACAAUCUCCCUGCACUAAGAAGAAUAAAUUUUAGCAAUAACCUAUUAACAAUCAUAGAUCCGAUAACAUUUAUUGAAUCUCCUUUAUUGGAGUAUAUUAAUAUAUCAGGGAAUGCUUUAGUUUCCAUUCAUCCUGCUACCUUUAGAAAUUUGGUAAACUUGUUUGAAGUAGAUGCAAGCUCUAAUAAACUUAUUGAAUUUGUACCCGGUUUACCAAGAGGAUUGGAACAAUUAUAUUUACAAAGAAACCAAAUAACGAAUCUUCCAAUUCCACCUUCACCAGAUUUUGAUUUACCUUCGUUAAGAACUUUGGACAUUUCGUACAAUGGAAUUCAAAAAAUAGCACACGGAAGUAUGAAAGGUCUUCAUAAUUUAAGACGUCUCUAUAUGAAACGCAAUGGAUUAAGACAAAUUGAAACAUCAACAUUUAGUGACUUAGAACGAUUGGAAAUAUUAGAUUUGCGAGACAAUCAAAUAAUUUCGGUUCACCCAAAAAGUUUCAGUAAACUUGUUCGUCUAAAACAAGUUAAUUUACAUGGAAAUACUAUCGAUAAUUUUGAUUUCAUAGCAAUACAAGAAAAUGCUGCAUUAUCGACAUUAGAUUUCAGCAAAAACAAAUUAAAAAGUAUCAGUCCAAAUAUUGUAAACAGAGCAUUGGAUGUCGAGAUUUUGAAUAUAUCCUCUAAUAACUUAAAUGAAUUACCUAUCACAUUAAAUAUUCUACCAAAAUUGAAAAUAUUGGAUGCAAGUUAUAAUCAUAUUAAACAUUUCGAUGGCAAUGUUAUAAAUAAUAUUCAUUCAUUAAAGGAGAUAAAAAUGCCUUUCAACAAAAUAAAUGAGUUACGUACAGGUAGUUUUAAAGAUCUAAGGGACUUGGCCACAAUAGAUUUAGAUGGAAAUCACAUAGAAAUUAUACAUCCAAAGGCAAUUGCAAAUUUACCUAAUUUAGUAUCUUUAUAUCUAGGUAGAAAUCACAUUUUAGAAUUACCCGAUAAUGUGUUUUCUAAUCUUCCAAAACUAAAAGUCAUAGAACUACAAGGAAAUAGACUGCAGUAUAUAUCACCGAGAGCAUUUGAAAAUAUUCCUUUAGUACAGUACAUGAAUAUAAGUAACAAUCAGUUAACAAACAUUGAUCAUUCAGGUCUACGGUUGCUGACAUCUUUGGAAGUACUGGAUUUGAGCUUUAAUAAAUUAACAAAACUAACUAGAUCCUCGUUUCAGUAUAUGGAGUGGCUUGUUGAACUAAACUUGGACAAUAACUUGAUAUGUUACAUUAGUGAUCAGCCAUUUGAUUCUAUGCCAAGAUUAAAAGUACUUUCUUUGCGACAUAAUAAAAUGACUUCUGUCUCUGAAGCCACAUUCAGCAAAUUGAGAAACAAUAUUGCUAUAUUAGAUAUUGAUGGAAAUCCAUUGAUUUGUAACUGUGGUAUUAUUUGGCUUAAAUCGUGGUUAUCUGAAUCUUCAUCGGUUGGCCCAAAAUGUGUUGAUGGUACACAUGUAAAAAUGAUGCCAUUUUCGCGGGAUGACUGUACAAACGUUCGAGUACAUAAUGAAGAUUUAAGAUCGUGCUUGACCCAUGAAAAUGAAGCAUUAUUACCAAAUCUCGCGACAUCACAAGUUUUCUCAUCUCUUGAUAAAAUAAAAGAUUACGCAACUCAGAUAAAGAAUAAUUAUCAUAUUAACAAAAUAAACAACAGGCCAUCUCCAGAAGAGUCAGAAUAUUUUUAUGAUGAAUACGUUGAUUAUCCUUAUAAUGAAACUUUAAUAGAGGGUUUGAAUAAUGAUAUAAACCAGGUACAAGGUAACAAAUCUCAUGAAAGUCAGGGUAUACCAACCCUUUAUGCAGAAAUGAAAAAUACCACAAACAGGAAUCCUACAAAGCCAAACGUUCAAUCACAACCUGCAAGCGGUUUUACAUUUUUCGGAAUGCCGUUGCCUUCUCUUGAUAUGAGUAAAUUAUUAAAUAAUGGACGUAAAGUAGACUGGUCUGAGAAUAGAAAUUCACAACAUGUUAACAAAUAUCAAACUCCUGAAACUCCAAAAUUUGAAACAGGUGGAUUUGCACCGAUUUUACCGACUACAGCUGGCGGUUUCAAGCCUAUACCCAAUCCAGUAGUCAAUGUAUCACAUACAGUUACAAGUGACCAAGGGGUCAAUAAUUACAGCGCUAAUGGUAAUAUGGGACAAUCAAUUGAAGUAGUGGCAACCAAACCACCAAUUAACGUAGUCCACAACACUACAAGUCAUCAGAAAAUAAAAAGUGAGAUUCAUGAACUUCAAGCAUUUCUUGAUAAUGAUAAUAGUACUCAUGUGGCUUAUAACAGAACCAAAAAUAUAGAAGCGCAAAAGAUAGAUCCUAAUAAUUUAAGUAAAUAUAAUUUGAUGGAAUCAAACUUAACUAUAACACAAGUUACUGAAAAGGAAGGUUUAUUGAUAACUACAGACACAACGAAUGACAUGUCACUUCAAGCGUGGCUAGAGACAAGUAGCAAAACAUACUCUACUAAACCUGUGACUUCGAAACCAAUAAUAAAGAAACAUGUGGAACAUGAUCAGCCGACGGCUUUGUCUGCUAUACUGGUGCCUAGUAAUGAAGAUGCCGGAAAGAGGAACUAUACUACAAAUUAUAAGCGUCCAGCUACAAUAACAAAAGUUAACAUGCCGCAUGUAUCACAAUUUGAUCUUCAAGAUAGUAAUUAUUCACCAGUUAUAAAUAGAGAGGCUAAAACACGAUUUUCUGAUGUAACCAGUACAGGAAAUACUAAAACGAGAGAAGUAGAUGAUAAAGACUGGUACUAUAAGAAUUAUAAUAAUACAAACUUACCACCCUACAUUGCACCCGCUGUACAAACAUCAAACAGUAUUAGACUAUUAAAUAGCAUAUCUGUAUCUUUAAUUACGGUGUAUUAUUUAGUAAUAGAUCUUGUAAGUCACUAAUUUCAGAAAUAAGCAUAUUAGUAUAGUAUUACAAGUGAAGCACCAAAUUGAAACAAAUUAUAUUGUCUAAUUCAAAUAGUUAUACUGUAAUUAAAUGUAUUAAAAUGUGUCUUGAUAAUUUAAUAUAAAUAUGACAUGACAAUCUAAAAUCCAUCGAUAGCAUUCAUUAUAUUGUACAUUU